Messenger RNA from Vicia villosa (hairy vetch), 1038 nucleotides. RefSeq lists its product as uncharacterized. Bases 1 to 1038 code for a protein of 345 amino acids. The transcript has 3 exons. Lineage: Eukaryota; Viridiplantae; Streptophyta; Magnoliopsida; Fabales; Fabaceae. The record is from RefSeq and is a predicted model, not a curated record. Gene Ontology annotation, molecular function: zinc ion binding.
AUGGUAACCUAUUUUACUACAAAGGAAGAUUUCAAUGAGGCAAUUGUUACUUAUGCAGUCCAUUCUGGCAGAGAUUUAAGGUUCACUAAGAAUGACAAGAUAAGGGUUAGGGUCAAGUGUAAGGAUGGAUGUGAAUGGGAAUCUUACUGUGCUAAGUUGCCUACUGAGGAUUCAUGGCAACUAAGAAAAGUAGUUGACACUCAUAGUUGCAGUAGAGAGUAUCAUGUAAAGUUAUUGAAAACAAAAUGGUUGAGCAAGAGGUUACAGAAUUCACUUAAAACCAACCCUAGAAUGAAGCUUAAGGACAUUAAGGAAAAGGUUCAGAAGAAGUGGAAUGUUGGGGUCAACAAAACCAAGGCUAUAAGGGCUAGGUUUGCAGCCAGAGACAUGGUUGAUGGGUCAUUUCUAGGGGAUUAUACAAGGGUGUAUGACUAUGCAUAUGAGUUACUAAGAUCUAACUCAGGUUCAACUGUUAAGGUUGGUGUUCAGCCUGCACAAGAAGAAGCCUUUAAUAGUGUCAUCUUGGAGUCAAGGGCCAAACCAUUAAUCACCAUGGUGGAAGAGAUUAGGAUAUACAUGAUGGAAAUAUGGGAACCAAAUAGGAUGAGGUUUCAGAAAUUGGAAGAUGUUGAUGUGCUACCUAACAUUAAGAAGAAGAUUGACAAAACAAGUUCAUACACAAACAUGUGGCUUGUAAGGAUGUCUGAUGAGUUUAUAUUUGAAGUGAGAAAUUUGGAAAACCAUGCUGAAAAAUUUACAGUCAAUCUAAAAGAGAUGACUUGUUCAUGUAGAAGAUGGGAGCUGACAGGCCUCCCAUGUGUUCAUUCACUAUCAGCAAUCAAAAGUAGGAACCAGAAGAUUGAUGAUUAUGUUCCUGAGUAUUACAGGAAAUCAAUAUAUAUGCAAGUGUACAAGCCAGUCAUUUUUCCAGUAAAUGGCUCAAACCUAUGGGAGAGAACAGAGUACCCUGAUGUUCUGCCACCCAAAUUUAGGAAAAUGCCAGGAAGACAAAAAAAGGAGGAAUUUGGAGCAAGGUGA